Molecule: messenger RNA, 360 nt
Organism: Plenodomus lingam JN3
Lineage: Eukaryota; Fungi; Ascomycota; Dothideomycetes; Pleosporales; Leptosphaeriaceae
Source: RefSeq, a predicted model, not a curated record
AUGGUCCUGCAUCACUAUUUUCGGCUCGAAGCAACAACGAUAGAAGCUCCCAAGACGAUGACCGAGGCUUCUCUCUUCCCUACCUUGCUUGCAUUCUGCCCACGGUACACUCGCCCUCUUGAGAGUAGGCAGAAUGACAAACUAGCCCAUCUCGAAUGCCAUGCUCAAUCAGGCUCUCGCUUGGCAGUUCCCAGCUCAUGUUGUUUCACCCUGGUGGAUCAGCAUUGGUCCUGGCUAAUGCAAGCUAGUCACACAUCGCUCAGUACAACAUGGGCAGGUACAUCGAGUUUCAAACGUCCCAACAGUUAUUCGCUCAAUCAUACCAUCUGUCGCUUGGUCGAGGACACAACGUCGACAUGA